This is a messenger RNA of Medicago truncatula (barrel medic), 2653 nucleotides long. Its product is annotated as glucosidase 2 subunit beta. The transcript has 17 exons. Gene Ontology annotation, biological process: N-glycan processing. Bases 232 to 2166 code for a protein of 644 amino acids. The record is from RefSeq and is a predicted model, not a curated record. NCBI's taxonomy places the organism in Eukaryota, Viridiplantae, Streptophyta, Magnoliopsida, Fabales, Fabaceae. Gene Ontology annotation, cellular component: glucosidase II complex.
UUAAUUUUUCGAGAAAUUUAACUUCAAAUUUUGAUAGACAUAAAAAUCUGACAAAACUGGUACGAAUUUGGUGAUGAUCUUGAAUGAGGAUUCUGAAAUCUAUCUAAUUUCACGAAGAGUCAGUAGCAGUCGCUGCUCGAUACGCUGGUGUCCAUAACGGGACGUUUCUGUCGCUAUCUACACCCCCCUUUUGUUCAAUUUCUAAACACAUUCGAUCUAACAAUCAACAACAUGAAGCUGCAGCUUCGAAUCUUUCUCAUUCCUCUCCUCCUCGUGUUUCUCGCCCCAUUAUCUUCUUCUUCGAAGCCCAAAGACCCAUUUCUCGGAAUCGCUCCCCAAGAUGAAAAAUAUUACAAAUCUUCCGAUGUAAUAAGAUGUAAAGAUGGAUCCGCUAAUUUCAACAAAGAUCAGCUCAAUGACGAUUUCUGCGAUUGCCCCGAUGGCACCGAUGAACCUGGUACAUCUGCGUGUCCGCGUGGAAAAUUUUAUUGUCGUAAUGCUGGGCAUUCCCCUCUGUAUCUGUUUUCGUCUCGAGUCAAUGAUGGAAUUUGCGAUUGCUGUGAUGGAAGUGAUGAAUAUGAUGGUAAAGCAAAGUGCUCAAAUACAUGCUGGGAGGCUGGGAAAGCUGCGCGAGAGAAGCUGAGAAAAAAGAUUGCCACAUAUCAAGAGGGCGUCAAAGUGAGAAAGCAAGCAAUUGAACACGCACAUUUAGCUCUGGAGAAGGAUGAGGCAGAACUUUCAAAAUUGAAAAAAGAAGAAAGUAUACUUAAAGGGGUUGUGAAACAGUUAAAGGAUCAUAAAGAACAAAUAGACAAGGCUGAGGAGAAGGAGCGUUUACAGAAAGAAAAAGAAGAGAAACAGAAGAAAGAGGCUGAGGAAAAGGCUAAUGAAAAACAAGUUAAAACCAAUGAAGAAGAUACAGGAAUUGAAAAUGAAGCUGAAAAGCAUUCAGACAUCGAAGACAAUUUCGCGGCAAGUAUUCAUGAGAAAAUUGAGGUUAAAGAGGACUCUCCAGUUGAUCAGGAUGAAGCUGGGGAAAAGCUAGCUGACACACUUGAAAAUUUUGAUAAAGCCACUGAUACCUCUGAAAGUGAAGGAUCCUUGUUUGAUAAAGUGGAAGAGAAUGCAAAAGAAGCUGAGAGAGAACCCACUGUUGAAUCUGAAACGGAUUUGACAACUGGAAAGACAGAGUCUUCUGAUGAAGCCAUCGAUACGGGGAAAGAAGCAUCUGAGAAUACUGAUGGAUUGUCAAAGGAAGAAUUAGGCAGGCUUGUUGCUUCUCGUUGGACAGGAGAAGAUGUUGGAAAGAAAAGUGUUGAAGCCAACACUGCAUUAGACAAUGAAGAUCAGGAAGAUAUUCUACACGGGACAAAUAAUGAAGAGAAUGAAGGAUAUGCUUCUGAAACUGAUGACGACACCAGCAAAUAUGACGAUGACACCGGAAAAUAUGACGAUGACACUGGCAAAUAUGACGAAGAUAUAAACGAUGAAGAAUUUCAAGAGGAUGAGCACGAAGACCUUAGUUCCUCAUACAAAUCUGACGUUGAGAGUGAACCAGACUUGUCAGAUGUUAGCACAACAGAUGACCCUUCUUGGUUAGAGAAAAUACAGAAAUCUGUAUGGAAUAUUAUUCAGGUCGUCAAUAUAUUCCAGACACCCGUGAAUCAGUCAGAUGCUGCUCGUAUACGCAAGGAAUAUGACGAAUCAAGUGCCAAGUUGUCUAAAAUACAGUCUAGAAUAUCGAGCCUGACACAAAAGCAAAAACUUGAUUUUGGUCCAGCAAAGGAGUUUUAUUCAUUCUAUGAUCGUUGCUUUGAGAGCAAGCAGAACAAGUACAUUUACAAAGUCUGCCCCUAUAAACAGGCUAGCCAGGAGGAGGGCCAUUCCACCACCCGUUUGGGGCGCUGGGACAAAUUUGAGGAUUCAUACAAAGUAAUGGUGUUUUCUAAUGGUGAUCAUUGCUGGAACGGUCCUGAUAGGAGUUUGAAGGUCAAGCUAAAAUGCGGACUGACAAACGAGAUUACUGAUGUAGAUGAACCAAGCCGUUGCGAGUAUGUAGCUUUAUUAGCUACCCCAGCCCUUUGUCAGGAAGAAAAGCUGAAGGAGUUACAACACAAGCUAGACCUACUGAAUUCGGAACAACCAGAAAGCCGUGAUGAGUUGUGAAAACUCAGAUGAAUCUUAACUGCUAGUAUGAAGAUCAUGGAGCAACUGAUGAAGUAAUGACCUUAAGUUUUGUAUACUAGAGCUUACCCAAAUUUGGUAUUGGCUGGGGUUAGGGAGAGGCUAGGACUAGGAGCGUGUUUGGCUCUGGGUUGGGAAUCCUUAUGUCUCAUCUGGUUUGGCAACAUUCUGAUAUGACUGAUUCCUUAGCGCAUUUUUCUUUUAUUAAAAUCACAAUGACUACUUGGUCUGUGGCUCUCCUUCAGAUUGCCCGUUCCAUUUUCAAAGGAGAUCUUUAUACGAAAAUACUAGACACGAUGCAUAAUACUAGACGGCCCAGAGAUUCUGAAACCAAAUUUUGGUUAGAAUGAGUUUACAUCAUUAUUUUUUUUUUUGAAGAAGGAGUUUACAUCAUUAUUAAUUUUAGAUGAAGUGGUUUGAACUUUGAACAACCAUCUUACACCGUUCUAGUGUGAUUCCUAGAUUUUUA